This is a messenger RNA of Dictyostelium discoideum AX4, 3381 nucleotides long. RefSeq lists its product as hypothetical. Lineage: Eukaryota; Evosea; Eumycetozoa; Dictyosteliales; Dictyosteliaceae. The coding region runs from base 1 to 3381 and encodes 1126 amino acids. Gene Ontology annotation, cellular component: nucleolus. The record is from RefSeq and is a predicted model, not a curated record. The transcript has a single exon.
AUGAAUAAUGAUAAACCAAAACCAUUAACAAUGGAUGACGAUGGUGACAUUAAAACUGUCGCCCCUCCUUCAUCAGUGAUUGGUGGUGUUAGUAGUAGAAGACCUACAUCAACUCUUUCAAGAAGUGGUAGUGGUAUAAAUAAUAGCAGUAGUGUUGAUGUUAAAAAGACAACAACAACUUCUUCAUCUUCUUCUACAAGGUCAUCUUCUUUAUCCACUUCGUCCUCUUCAACUACGUCAACUGCCACAAGACCAAAAUCAACAAUUAUUCCAUCUUCAUCAUCCUCCUCUUCUUCCUCUUCUUCAUCUUCUUCAUCAUCGUCAUCAUCAUCUACACAAUCAAAAAGACCACCAGUUUUAGUUAGAAAAUCACAGAGUAGUCUUUUAGUGAAUGGUAGUGCAAAACCAAAAUCAUCAUCAUCUUCAUCAUCAUCAUCCUCCUCCUCCUCCUCUUCAACAUCAAAAGCAAAAACAAGUGGAGAUCAAAAAGUAACAAAUACAUCAGAUACAGUAGAGUUGGAGAAAUCAUUAAAUAAUAAUGCAUCAUUCAAAGAGUUUGACCCUGAAGUAUCACCAGAAUUUGAAAGAGUGGUGUCAGAUUUCAUAAUUUUAGAUGAGGAUGACCAAGAUUCUACUCCACCACCAUAUAUUGAUAGUGGAAAUAAUAAUACAACAACAGCAACAACUACAGAAGAUGUUGAUGCAUUAUAUAAAGAACAAUUCUUACUUAGACAACAACAAUCGAUUUUUGAUCAAAUUUUAAGACAAAGACAAUUAGAACAACAAAUUAUUCAACAACAACAAGAGCAACAACAACAAGAUCAACAAGAUCAACAACAACAAGAUCAACAACAAGAACCACAAGAACAACAACACAUCGAACAAGAACAACCAGGAUUAAGUACAGAAUUUAUGAAACAACAACAAGCUAUAUAUGAUGAGAUUCAAAGAGAAAGACAACAAAAUAUCAUUGAAAAACCAAAAGAAGAAGAACAACAAGAAGAAGAGGAAGUAAUUGAAGAAAUUGUUAAGCCACAACCACCAAUUGUUGAACUUAAAAAGACUUCUUCUUGGAUGUCAUCAUUUUUUACAAAAGUUUUACCAUCUUUAUCUACAAAUACCUCAUCAUCAUCAUCAUCAUCAUCAUCAUCAUCAUCAUCAUCAUCAUCAUCAUCAUCAUCAUCAUCAUCAUCAUCAUCAUCAUCAUCAUCAUCAUCAUCAUCAUCAUCAUCAUCAUCAUCAUCUAAUAUCGCGACUAUGACCUCAGCAUCAACUACAACAACAUCAACAAUAUCGGCAGCAACCAUUAAUAAUGGUGUUGGUAUAACGACGACGACAACAACAGCAACAAUAUCGAAUUUAGAAUCAUCUACGUCUUCAUCAUCAUCAUCAUUUACACAAAUCAAUUCAUCAACAUCGACAUUAACUUCACCAUCAAUUUUAUCAACAUCUUCAGCAUCAAAUAUAUCAUUACCAUUAUCAAGUAGUGGUGGAAUUGGAUAUAGUAUCGUUGGUGGUGAUAAUAAUAAUAAUAAUAAUAAUAAUAAUAAUAAUAAUAAUAAUAAUAAUAAUAAUAAUAAUAAUAAUUAUGAUGAUGAUGAUACUAAUAAUACUAUAAUCAAUAAUAAUAAUAAAGGAUUGAAAAGGUUACCACCACCACAAAUUGUACAUUCACAAUCAUUUCAACAUCCACAUCAUUUACAAAAACAACAACAACAACAACAACAAAGUUUUCAAUCAUUUUCUACAUUUUCUUCAUUUCAACAAAAUAUAGUACCAAAUAAUAUUGGAUAUUAUAAUAGUAAUAUGAAUAAUAAUAAUCAAUCAAUGAUAAUGAAUAAUAUGAUGUUACCACAUAACCAAGCUGGUGGAUUAGCAUUGCUUCCAUUUACAAUUACAACUAAUAUGGCAUUAACUAUAUUUCAAAAAUGGUAUAAAUCAUUAUGGUUUGCACCAACUGAUUUUAAAGAAAAGUUAGAAGAAACAUUAAAGAUGGAACAAUAUUUUAUACCCUAUUAUGCUUUCUCUGUAAUUGUACAUUCAGUUCAUUCUGGUAAAGUUGGUUUCUUAAAACAUUCACCACCACCAUCAUCAUCAUCAUCAUCACAAUCAACUUCACCAAUGUUAAUGAAUCAACCCAAUAAUAGUAAUAAUAAUAAUGAUAAUAUGGUUGUAGUUGUUCAAAAAGAUCAAAGUGUAAAAAUGGUUGAAGAAGAAGAAAUUGAAUGGAGUAUUGGUCAAACUAAUAGAUAUUCACAAACUCAUAAUGAUAUAUUAGUUUAUUCACCAGAUAGACCAGAUGAUAAAUUAUUACAACAUCCAAAUCAACCACAUCAUCACCAUCAUCAUCAUUUACCAUCCUAUGAAUAUAUUAAAGAAAUUAAUCAAUGGAGAUUAGAAUCAAGUGAACCAUUUCAUCAUCAACAUCCACAAUUAUUAAAUCCAAUUACUGAUCAAUUCUUUCAGUUUGUACAACAGCAACAACAACAACAACAACAACAAUUACAAAUGUAUAAUCAACAACAACAACAUCAACAACAACAACAACAACAAAAUUUUAAAGGUUCAUUACAUUUAAUGGAUAAUCAAAAUAUACAAUCAAAUUUAAAUGGUGGUGAAAAACCUAAAGUAGCAGAUAAAAUGAAUUGGGAGAAAGCAUGGUUAUUGGCAGAGAUGAAAAUUAAAAAGAAUGAAGCCUAUGGUAAUGAUUCAAAAUUGAAAAAGGAUUAUCAAGCACAUACAGUUGCAGAGGUUGAAACUAAAUCUGAUUUUGAAAAUAUUAAAUAUCGUACUAUUUACGUACCAAUGUACAAGUUAACCUAUCAUUAUAAUAAUAGGGAUUAUAUGUUUGUUAUUAAUGGUCAAAAUGGUAAAAGUCAUGGUAUUAGACCCUAUGGUGCAGGUUCAAUCAAGAAUACAGCAAUUAAAUUCUUUACAGGUGGAUUUGUAUCAUCAGUUGAGAAACCAACAAAUACUUUAAAAACUGAAAAUAAAUUAACUGGUAAUGGGUUGGUGUUGGGUGAAGAUUUAAAUCAACAAGAUAUCUAUUACAAUGAAGAUGAAGAACAAGUUCAAUUAUACAAUAAUGAACUCUAUUAUCUUCUAUUACCAAGUUCUGAUCAAUUUUUAUUAUAUCAAAUGGUUGGUUAUAUAGUUUUAAAAAAUAAUGCUACCACUGGUGAUAUAGUUUUAGAAUCUCAUAAAAGAAUGAGUGAACAUAUUGGUGGUCAAGUAACUUUAACUCCUGGUGAAACUCAAACUUUCUCUUAUAAAGGAACUUGGUGUAUAGAAAUUAAAUCUGGUGAUCAUAAUCAACUUCAAGUAAUUAGAAUUGAAACAAAUGGUGGUAGUGAUAAACCAUCUGGUGAUCUUUCAAUGUAA